AUGUCUCGUAGUGAACUCUCUCAGACAGAAGCAUUACUGUCUGAAAGUUCCCUUACGAAAACUUUGGACGAAGAGAUACAAACUUCAUACACCGCAAAUGCCUUGGGUAUUUCGCCACCCUGUACAGUUGUUCAAACACAAGAAGUUUCAUCAACGGAUCAGUCAAUAAAACCAGUGAAUCGACGAACGAAAGCUUCCAGAUGGAGAACAUUUCACAAGGACCCUGUUCAUCUUGAUCCACACAGUAUACCCAAUCCGGCUUCUAGCAAUAAAUCCCUGCGACAGCGUUGGUAUGCGAAAUUCAAACGAGAUUACACGUCGGCCACAAAUGUGUCUCACGUUGAACCGGUAGAGCAUAUGUCAGCGGACCAUCGGCAAAUUUCUCGCAUACGUUCAUUUCGUAAAUUGCAGAGAGGUGUUGUGGUUGUGCACUCUGACACAAACUCACGAAAUUCGGGAGGUUCCGUUUCGAAAAACUAUAGUUUAGAUUCCACCAAGUCAGAUGGUCUAUUGAAUAAAACUAUUUCCUUUGUCGGUGAGUCCGUAGGACCGGAUACUUCGGAGGCACCAUUGGAGCACUAUCUUCCAGCAUUGACACUCACUGUACCGGUAGAGGAUGUCGUCCGAGUGAGUGAUCAGAGCCAGCGAACGAAUACCCAAUGUACGACCUCGAUGGAUCACGAGGAACAAAUGGAACAUUUGUGUGACUAUUGCGCUCUUUCUCAACCCACUGUCUCCACAGGUCUCUUGGGCUCGCAUAACACACUUAGUCCGUGCGUUUUUCGCCGUCACAGCCAUUGUGGUUGUUCGGGUUCGGACGGAAGCGGCGAACCAAACGCUGGAUCUGAACAAGGGAAAGAUGUAUGCCCCGGGAAUAGCGAAACACUAACUCCUCGGUGUCCACGUUGUCAACGACAAACACAACACGCGCAUGCUUAUGUGUCUCGCAAUAUCUAUCCCCCUACCAGAAACAGGAAUGCCUCUUGCUCCGGAAUAGAUAUGCUAGCUGAUGCAAUUUUGCAAACACAUUCGAGAGCUAAAGGCAGCAGCGUGGAAUCCAAAACUACGAGUCGUGACCUGUUCAAUUUGAAUCGGCUGCGAAUCAUUCGGAGAGGAGAGGGCAAACAUCUACGCAAUUCUCUGGGGGAAAAAUUCAAACCAUUCCCAAAUGAGCCGUGUUCAGCGGAAACGACAUCGCACGUUAGCAACAUCAGACCGCCAAUGCUAGUGACCCCAUCGGUGGAAGCUGAAGAACCCAUCCCAUGUAAAGACAUACAAUUCAACCACAGGAAAGAUAAAAAGUCCGUGGAAGUUCCGACUAGCGUGAAUUCUGUGGACAGUGUCCUUGAUAGAACACCGGGCGAUCAUUCGCAUGGUACGCAUUACCUGAAAACAAAGUCUAUUGAUUCCUGCACAGAGAACUCGCUCAAAGUUCCCACAUUAACACAAAUGUUUCCCAAACGAACCACCACCAUUGAUGACGAAAUUCCACUGGAUUCUCGCAUCCGCCGUGUCUCGAUGAUAUUGCUCAGCCGACAACAUCAGGCUGCACCAGAAAAUGGAACUACCGGAGCGGAACGCAAAGAUACCCCGACGUGUAAUGUGCCGUCCAAAGACGAACAUCAUCCCCUGCUGACUCCACCUACUGUGAAAUCCUCCUCAUCUCGGACUCGAUUUUUGCCACCCAGACAAGAUACAGACAAUUGGUCACUCACAUCAGUCCCACGUAUUGAUUCGCCGAAAACCACAAAACAACAUCCCGCCGUACUGGGCAGCACGAUCAUCCCGCUAACUACAACCUUGGUCCCAACAGGUAAUGCACACACAAUUUCGGUGGGAAGCAGUACCACACCAAACCCAAUUGUGAUUCGGCCGACAAUAAACGGGAAUAAUGAUGAUGAUCGGGUCGGAAAAGAUGUCCAUAUGCGAUAUCGACGUCUACGACGCCCGACAGAACGUUAUUCCAAAGGCAUUGGUUAUCAUUUGGGACGCAGGAGACAUUUGUUGGAGCGAAGAAGACGUAUGGCAGAUUUCUCUCUCGCUUUCGGACUUUUUGGUAUAGUUGCGGCCUUUCUCGAUACGGAAUUAGUGGCCAGAUCACUCUACAGUAAAACCAGUAUUUAUUCCUACGGUAUGCGGUUUCUCAUCAGUCUUUCGACCAUCGUCCUGUUGGCUCUAAUCGUCUCCUACCACGCUUACGAUGUGAUGUCAGCGAAUUUGGCAUCUGAAGCUAGCACUGUGACCGCGUCCAUACCGCGAUAA
Echinostoma caproni is the source of this 2262-nucleotide messenger RNA. The record is from the annotation of a GenBank genome assembly. Lineage: Eukaryota; Metazoa; Platyhelminthes; Trematoda; Plagiorchiida; Echinostomatidae.